Molecule: messenger RNA, 1019 nt
Organism: Chironomus riparius
Lineage: Eukaryota; Metazoa; Arthropoda; Insecta; Diptera; Chironomidae
Source: the annotation of a GenBank genome assembly
GGAAUCGAAAAAGUUUUGUUUUCAUAACUGCGUGAAUCUCAUUAAAUGUUUUUAUAAAAAUUCUCCAUUAAUUAAUUAAAAUUUCUCAUCAUGUCACAGAGCAUUGAAAAGAAUGAGUAUCCAAAAGCAUCAAAUGCUCUUGUUGCUGGUGCCUUAAUCUCAUACCUUGGAGGAUUAUUCCUUUUGAUGUCCUUUAGUUCACCAUACUGGAUUGAAAGUUAUGAGGAAUCUUUCAGUAACUUCAAAAAUAUGGGAUUGUGGGAAUACUGCUUCAAAGACUUUAUGUACCCGUACUAUCAGUUCCCGAGAUUGUUCAAUGGAUGCCAUAAUAUAUUCAGUCAUGAAUAUUAUGUGAUUCGUGAAUGGCUUCUGCCUGGAUGGUUGAUGGCUGUCCAAUUAUUUGUAACACUUGCAUUCAUUGCAACAUUUGCAGCACUCGGUGUUAUGGCAUGUGAAGUCAUUCGUUAUCCAUUGAAGACUGUUUUACGUUACGAAUGGUUCUUGACAGCAUUCUCAUGCAUCGCUGUGUCUGUCUCAUCAGUAUUCCUGUUCUUUGGAGUUUUAAUCUUUGGAGUUAAUGCAUAUCGUCGUGACUGGUUGAUGUAUCCAAAAUUCAAUGUUUUAUCAUGGUCUUAUGCUUUUGCUGUUGUUGCAAUGUUCUUCUUGGGACUUGCUGGAUUGGUUCUGUAUAAAGAUGCAAGAUAUGCUUACGAAAGACGUCGAGAAUCAAAGAAUCUCGUCCAACAGAUGCAAAUGCAUGAAACUGCAUCACUUCCAUCAUCGCACUCACGCGGCUUACAUGGAUACAUAUAAUGAGAAUUUUUGAUACAUUUUAAGAUGAUUAACUUAAGUGACCUUAAUAUUUUUACAACAAUACCGUCCUCUUUUAAUGACUUUAGAUUUUAAUGCUGAUGAAAAAGUAUUUUUUUAGAUUAAUAAUUAUUCAUAGAAUACUCUCAUAAAUGGGAAUCUCUCUUCCUUAUCAAUUGACGAUUCAAUUUUGGAUUGAAGGAUAUAAA